UGGGCCGCACAGUGAGCCUCUGCAGGCCGCAUGUUGUGCAGGCCUGCCCUAGGCAGUGCAUGCCCCGGUUUCCUGAGUUUAAGCCCUGCGUGGUCUGCAACAGGCCUAUGCCUGUAAGUGACCCUCAUAGCAGCUGCCUCAAGUGCUAUGGGGAGUGACACAUUAGAGACAAGUGCCAAAUUUGUAAGAACGUCCGUCCCAGCACACAAAAGGAGCGGGAUAUUUGGCUAUGGACUCUCCUCAUGGAGUCCGCCUUUUCUCCGGCCUCCGUGCAGCCCCACCAGGACUCGCUGAGUACCUCUGCUUCGGUGCGCAUUGCACCCCCAGUACUGUUCCCUGUCGCUGGUGCCCAAAUGAAGACUAAAGAACGUAGCUCCCUGGCACCAAGCUAAAAGGGCCAUGAGCCGUCCGGCAGAGGACCUGCUUCAUGCUUCCUGGCCACUCCAGAUCUGUGCACUCGCACCGUCCCCCUAGCCGGGGCUCUUCGUCCCAUGAAAGGUCCCACCACCGACUCCCAGGAGCAGCAUGGGACCAAAAACCCUGGCGGCACCGCCGCCUUCACAGGCUUCUCUGGCACAGGCCUCAGCCCAUGCUGCCGACGCAGCAUGUGCCCCCGGAACUGGCAAAGGCUUCCCACAACGGGAAGCCAACCACUAAGACCCCUUGGGGCAGUGGAGAGCCGAUGAUCUCUUGAGACAAAGCAGUGCUCUCCACCUCUGCACCGCAGUUUGCCAGAGUCGCAGCCCGGAUGCUCUGGGGCUCAUCCUUGGUCACCAGCACCAUGUUCACGGUCGCCGCUGUCUCAACGCAGAUGGCCUAGAGCAAGAUGCCGGUCUCCGUACUACCGACGCUGCUUCCCCUCCCACAGAUCAUCCUCUCGGCACAGGUUCUGGUCGUCUGCAUCGUGGGAGAGCUCCCUAUCGCCUCUCCAGUCCCCCCGGCAUUGAUCACCUUGCUCCGGGCACCGGUCCCCGAAGGCAGUGGUCGGCAAGCAGACCCAGGUGUCAACAGCCCCACCGUGGUCAAUGGAAGGGGAUUCUCUUGCACGGAAGCCCAGUUCAGCCCCUCACUUAGUCUGCACCCACGCAAAUGGGUACCUGAGUGUACGUUGACAUUUCCAACUCAGCAGCACAGCCAGUGGAUGGUGCAGUGGCAUUAUUGGGGCACAUGGGGAAUGCCAGUUGUGGCGAUGCCCCCUUCUCACCACUCAUCGGCUGUUGCCUCGGAGCAGCAGCUGGCGGCACUGGGCUUGGUGCAGAGGGCACGCCUGGUGGUUGAAGCAGAAGGAACAGCACUCACCCCUAAGCCUUCCUCCCCCGUGGGGGAAGAUGCCCCGGAACCUCCCCUGGUGGUGAAGUCAUCGUCCUUGUCCCCAGAGGAGGCAGUUGCAGGUCCCUCGAGGGCAAGCCCGCUGGACAAUUUCAAGGAACAUCAGGCUCUGCUGAGUCAGGUGGUUGAGAACUUGGCCCUGGAGGUGGAGGAAAUGGCUGAGCAGAUGGACAUCUUGUUUAACAUUCUGUCAGCUCCACUCCAACCCAUGUUGCAAAAAUGGUGCACGAUGGUGUCCUUAAGAUUACCAGUACUCUCUGGCAAAUUCAUUCCUCCAACUUCAAAGAGGACCGAAAAGAAGUUCUUUAUCCCGGCCAAGGGGUUUGAGUACUUGUAUACCCACCCUCUCCCAGGCUCGCUUGUGGUCUCUGCGGCAAUGAAAGAGACAAGGAGAGACAUACCAGUUUGACUCUCAAGAAUAAAGAGGUUAAACGGUUGAAUCUGUGAGAAAAUUUAUUUGACGGAUAGUUUGCAGUUCUGGGUGGCAAACCAUCAGGUCCCCUUGGCCUGUUACAACUUCAAGUUAUGGGACUCCCUCCAUAAGUUCAAGCAGUCCCUUCCACAGGGUUUGACCCAAGAAUUUGGCACUUUGGUGAGGAGGAGGGCACUGUGGUCACCAGGUGCUCCCUUCAGGUGGCAUGCGAUGUGGCAGACUCGGCAGCCAGGGUGUCUCUGGUGUG
This is a messenger RNA of Gopherus evgoodei (Goodes thornscrub tortoise), 2009 nucleotides long. RefSeq lists its product as uncharacterized. Bases 827 to 1738 code for a protein of 303 amino acids. The transcript has 2 exons. The record is from RefSeq and is a predicted model, not a curated record. Lineage: Eukaryota; Metazoa; Chordata; Testudines; Testudinidae.